This is a messenger RNA of Peronospora matthiolae, 600 nucleotides long. The record is from the annotation of a GenBank genome assembly. NCBI's taxonomy places the organism in Eukaryota, Oomycota, Peronosporomycetes, Peronosporales, Peronosporaceae.
AUGUACGAAGGGAUUGACAACCUGAAAUCCCUUUACGACCGUGCCGGGAAGACUUUCUCCGGUGGUCCUUCUGCGGCACAGGAUGUGCCGUGUCGUACUGCUCAACCAGACCCAGUACGUCGAUCAUCAGUUGGGAGCGGGGCUCCCAAGUAUCCCAGGACGGGGGAUAGCCGCGCCACCGGACGAGAUAACUCGUCCGACGUCCGUCCACGUCGCGGUGGUUCAACAGCUGCUCAACUAGAUAGCGCUGGCCACCGCGAGAUUCCUCUAAUGGAGGUGGAGGAGGAGGGAAGACGCUGUCCAAACUAUCGUGGGGGAGCGUGUGUUCCCAAGAGCGUCUUUGAUCGCGUAACUCUAUCGUUGCGCGGCGACCUCGAGCUUGAGCGGGACAGGCGUCUCCAAAUGGCGGACACUGUCUUGAAGCAUCGAGCUGAGUUUGCCUUUGCUCAGCUUGAGAACGAGAGAGCUCUGACAUCUCUUCGUGACGAGCUAAGGACCCUUGUCGAUGCCCACCAUCGGGAGCACAAGGCUCUCUGCGAGAUGCUUGAGCGCAAGGGCGUUCUUCAUCGGAAGAAGCAGCGUACUGAUGGUACGGCUUAA